GCCGUUCUGCCUUUCCUUUCCCUCACACAAGUUAACGUGCCUCUGCUAGAGACUGUGGUGUUCAGCCGCAAGCCAUUCUUUUCUAUCCCUCAUAAAGUCGCUCCCUUGCCGGCCUUCGGGUCUUGUCGCUCCCUUCAUCACCCACGCUCACUUAGUUAUACUACGCUAGCUUCUUCGCUGUCUUGCAGAUCUUCAUCCUGUGUGACAGUUAAAAAAGGAAAGAUGCGCUUCUCCAUCGCCACCGCUUUCGCUUUUGCGGCAUCCGUCCUGGCCCAGAACCCGACUGCCGGCUUCGAUGUAAUUACCAAGCCCACUCAAGACGAGAAGGUCCCCGCCGGGUCGACAUAUGAGAUCGUCUGGGAAAAGGAUGCCCGCCACCCCGGCCCCAUCACGAUCGGCCUGCUCGGUGGAAAGACGCCGUCGAGCCUGACCCUUGUUGACACCAUCGCGACCGGAGUUGAUGGCGGCGCCGAGUCGUUCAGUUGGCAUGUGCCCAAGACGCUUGGCGACCUCGCAACCUACGGCAUCAUUAUUUACCUGGAGUCCGACAAGAACAUCUUCCAGUACGGCUUCCCCUUCCACAUUGUCGGCGGCAGCAGCGGGUCCUCGGAGACCGGCAACAACACCGUGACCCUCACUGGGACGCAGACCACGAGCCAGACCUCGGCCGCCGCCACCACCACCAUUACCACCAUCGGCAAGAACUCGACUCGCACCACGUUCACGACCUCGCCGUCGGUGACCUCCGUGCCGACCACCAUCCGCAGCAACUACACCACCACUUCGACUGGCUCCGGCUCCGGCUCUGGCUCUGGCUCUGGCUCCGGCCCGGUCAUCACCACCGUCACCAGCGACGUCACUCGGGUCCCCACCCCAACGACUGCUGCGACCACCGCCGUGACUACCAACGGCGUCGCUUCUCUCGCUGCUGGCUCGUUUGCUCUGUUCGGCGGUGUUGCCAUGGCUGUACUUGCCCUCUAAGAGGCCGUUCCUGUUGUUCCUGGUUUAGAAUUUGGUGGCGAUGUUUGUGUUCUCAAAGUUCUUGUCGAAUGCAUGGCGGGAUGUUGCAGACUGGAGUACGUUGACGUAUGAUUGGGUUUAAUGGCAUGACAGAAUGGAGGGUUUGUAGUCAGAGUGUCUCUUCGCGCUUGGCGCAUUUGAUGGCUGGAUCAGAGAGCGUCGAGAAUGAUGGUCUUGUUUAUCUAGCCAUGAUGCUGCUAAUUGAGAUACCCUUGAUAACACCAUCUGCUUCUGG
This is a messenger RNA of Thermothielavioides terrestris NRRL 8126, 1255 nucleotides long. RefSeq lists its product as uncharacterized. The transcript has 2 exons. The record is from RefSeq and is a predicted model, not a curated record. The coding region runs from base 223 to 981 and encodes 252 amino acids. NCBI's taxonomy places the organism in Eukaryota, Fungi, Ascomycota, Sordariomycetes, Sordariales, Chaetomiaceae.